Gryllus bimaculatus (two-spotted cricket) is the source of this 4001-nucleotide messenger RNA. The record is from the annotation of a GenBank genome assembly. NCBI's taxonomy places the organism in Eukaryota, Metazoa, Arthropoda, Insecta, Orthoptera, Gryllidae.
CAAUCAAACUAAACGGUAAAACGAGUGAAUGUACCAUAAAAGUGACUACAGAACAUAAUUAGUUCUCUAUGUCGAUCUCGAGCGCUCUCCAUUGCACCAUUCUGUCCAGCUUCUGUCGUUGGAUUUGUCGUCCAUGAAUAUGUGUUGCAUUCCUUAGAAGAAAUGUAUUGCAUUAUUUAUUUUCUCCUAAAAUAAAAGUCAAAACGUGUAUUAACUUCAGUUGUUAACGUUUUCUGCCCGACUGGUGCUCGGUCGCGCAAGAAUAGACGUCGACGUAAUCUUUUUUUCGAGAGUAGUAGUUCGGCAUCAGUCCCCCACCACAUCGUGGUGAGGUGUGGUCUUCAGCCAUUUUUUGGAAGAAUUUUCUUCUCGAUUAAGUAAAACAGGAGGGUCUCCAGUCACAUUUGACAGAAAGCUGGAACACACAUUCUCCAUUGCCUUUCAACUUACAGGCAUAUCUCUAUGGACCGGUUUACCCGGCUAAUCCAGCUUAUUUGUGGAAAUUGUCAAUUUUCCAGCAGUGCAACCAAUUCAGAUUUCAUGGCUGCAAUCAGAAAGAAACUUGUGAUAGUAGGAGAUGGUGCAUGUGGUAAAACUUGCCUUCUCAUUGUAUUCAGCAAGGAUCAGUUUCCUGAAGUAUAUGUCCCAACUGUGUUUGAAAAUUAUGUUGCUGAUAUAGAAGUGGAUGGAAAACAAGUUGAGCUAGCACUAUGGGAUACAGCUGGUCAGGAAGAUUAUGAUCGUCUCCGGCCAUUGUCAUAUCCUGACACAGAUGUUAUACUCAUGUGUUUCUCCAUUGACUCUCCAGAUUCUUUGGAGAACAUUCCAGAAAAAUGGACACCCGAAGUUAAACAUUUCUGCCCAAAUGUCCCAAUUAUUCUUGUGGGAAAUAAGAAGGACUUGCGAAAUGAUCCAAACACAAUUAAAGAGUUGGGGAAAAUGAAACAAGAACCAGUGAAACCAGAAGAAGGUAGAGCUAUGGCAGAAAAAAUUAAUGCUUUUGCUUACCUGGAAUGCUCUGCAAAAAGUAAGGAAGGUGUACGUGAAGUGUUUGAAACUGCAACUAGAGCUGCUUUGCAGGUCAAGAAGAAGAAGAAAGGCAGAUGUCGGCUGUUGUAAAUGACUGAAGUUAGAGUUGCUAACUGAUCCACAGAUGCGCAUCUUCAUUGAUUUUCUGAAAUGAAUACUUCAACUGAAAUGAUAUUUAGGUAUCAGCUGUUGCUACAGCCUAAUCUUUAAAUCUUCAUUCAUUGUGGAAUCAGUACUGUGUUGAUUCAUGUGCAUAAUAUACACUUUCCUGACAUGCUCUAGCUUUUAAAUACCAUACAGUUUCUGGCUGGAGUUGUUUGUUUAGGCAUGUAUUGUCACGGUGUUAGGUCUUUGUGGGCAUCCUGUUUCUGAAAAGUAUCAGGACUGUUUUCAUAGGCUCACAAUCAGUUCAUUUUCCUCGAUUUUUUAAUACCGACCAAGGCGCUGUCAUUUAUGUAGAUGUUAUUGAGUGUGUUUGUAUUUUAUAUAUUAUUUUAUUUGAUUAUGAACUAUAUUUUACUUUAUUCAUAAAAUAUUCUGAAAAAAUAUGCAUGAACUUCUUUUGAAGAUUCUUCUACUCUGCUAAUAUUACAAAUAGAAUUUCAUAUUUUUAAGAGUUACGUGUAUGCAGGGAUGCUCCUGACAAAUUGGUAUCAACUAAAACGUCCAGGUGCCUCUAAUUAAUUAUAAUCAUGUAAGUCUUUGUAUUUAUGUAUCUAUCAUAUGAAACUGAAUUCAGUUAUAAGGAACCAAAUGAUUUUUUGAAACUCAAGCCAUAGACCUUUGUAAUGAAUGAUGAGUGGGGUUUCCCUUCAUAUUGUAGGGAAAGAAGAGUGAAACAUGUUGGUGGGAAUUUGUAGUUGAUCCCAUUUUCAUAUUCUCUGUAUUCAAGGAAUACUAAAUAUUAUUUGCCUCAGCAUGAUUUAUUAUUGUAUAGAUUGCUUUCUGCCAAAUGCUUCAUUUGUCCUGGAUCUUUUUGGGGAUCUGAUUUUUGUGUACAAAAUGUGUAAAUUUCAAAGAAAAAAAAAAUGCUGCAAUGAGAGAUUUGUAUCUUACGAAGGAGCUAAUUUUGUGUCCUGAAGUGAAGAUGGGAAGUUAUUUUUUUAUCCAAUGUAUAAAUAUCUGAUAUACUUUAAUGAAUACUGUGCAUCAUUUUAACCUUUUUCCUUUUUUUCAUACAAAGCAUGAUAUGAAACUUUCCUUUUUCUUGGAUUAAGGUAGUUUUUAUGGAUAUCUACAACUCACAUGAGCAAACUUCCAAAGAUGCUGCUAUGGCAAAAAAGCAUCUAUUCCAACAGAGUAUUUGUAUUUACAGUUAGCAAUAUAUGUCUGUUACUACUUAUUUCUACACACUGUCCGUUGAUAUUUCAUGUCCUAAUUUCCUAAAUGUUUGAGUUUGUUAAAAUAAUACAUUUAUAAAUUUUGUCAUAAACCAUUGUAACAGGCAACUACCUUUCAUCUUAAAACUACUUGUAAUGUGCAUUCAUUCUUACUGCUGGUAUUUUGCCAUUUAUAUAUUAGAAAACUUAAUAUAAAUGCUGAACUUUUGUACUGAGUUAUAGCAUAGGCAUUUAUGCCAUGAUGUGAGUUCUCUUUUUUCAGUCUUCCGUGCCCAACUGCAUUGAAUAUAACCAUUGUGACAGAAUAACAUUAAGUUUUGCUCUCACUUUGGAAUCAAAACAAUGAAUACCCUGAGCUAAAUUGAAUAUUGUAUUAAAUGUGGAUUUGUUUUGAAAAUGUUAAUAAAACAAAAUUUCUUGUGAAUUUUGCCAUACUUUUGUCUUGUAAAUCACACACACGCAUUCUUUAGAAAUAUUGAAUGACAGUUAUGAAAGUCAAGAACCAAAAGAGUUUUUUAGUUUCAAGAAUCGGAGCAAUAAUGAAAUUGGUUGCUAUAAAGCCUAUUGAUGUUUCAAUUAUUGUACUUGAUACCUUUGUUCUUUUUUGCCCACUAAUUUCAUGAGAACUUUCAUUCUGCCAACAAUCCCAAGGAUACCUGAUUUUCUAUUAAUCUGUAAUAAUAAAUUUUUGUUUAAAAUGUAAUAUACUUAAUACAUAAAUAAUAAAUUCAAUUUUAUAUCUUGAUAUGUUAAUACUAUAAGUAUUAUUAAAGAAAUCAAUUAAUGAUAAACAAUUUCAUAAUAACAAUAAGGAUGAUUUUUCCCUUCACUAAUUGUAUCAUUCAAAUUAAAUUGGAGCAUUGUUAUUUUUUGGCAUUGUAUUUUUCAUUGUUUUAUCUAUAAAUUUAUAAAAGCAGUGAUCUAAAAAGGGAAUGAUUAAUUGUUGAUUUGUCAGUGUUUUAUAGUUUAUAAUAGUACUUUGGUUGAUAAUUAAUUAAAAAAAAUAUUAAUCUUCCUCCUGCUUGACCACAAAGCAACAUAAUUUGUAAUAGUUUUUAUAUCUACCAUAAGUGUAAGAAAUUUCAUGGUAUAAUUAUCAGCAGAGUCAAAAUUUAGACCUUCAUAGUUUAUGGCAAAACUUUUACGAAGAUAAAUCUCAGAGUGCUUAUGGCAGUGGUUUGGAAUCCCAAAGGUAACAUUACUACUACCUGUUUCCAAAUGGGCAAAUGUGCUAUUUGAACAUUGUUUUUUAUUGCACAAAGUACAGGUUUUUUUAAAAGAUACUGUCUUAAACACUGCAAGUGGAUUAUCCAGCAUUACUUCUUUGUGAUCUAAAUGGCUAUAUUCAGAUAUUCAAGAGAUGUUAAUGUUGAAAGUUUCGAACAUGCAGUAUGAGCUGAAAUGAGACAUACAAAAGUGUAAUAAUAAAAAUUGGGAAGAACAAGAUUAAUAGAAAAGUGAGUUUUCACUGAAGUUGAUAGCAAUUUCCGGUAAUAUUAAGAGUGCUUUUAGUCAGGUUUGUAGAUCAACAUUUAUUAAUUACGUGAUCUCAAAACUGUGCUUGCCAGGAAGGUGAAGGACCUUAUUCUUUUGAUUAUUCAACAGUAGAUCUUCUCCCCCAUCUCAUGUACA